CAAUAUUUGCUGAAAUCAAAAGCGAUUAAAUCCAAAACAUCUUUCCAUAAUAAUCUGGGAUGAGGUGUACACACUCCUGAAACACUCUCACAUACACUACCAACAAGCACUCAUGUUUACUACUGAAACACCACUGAUACACCCAACCGAAAUUCUGUCUCAUGCAUUACUGAAAGCCUCUCUCACGCACACACACACAAACACACACACUACCGCAAUACUCUCAUUCACAUGAUUAAAACUUGUUUUUUCAUGAGUGCAUUCAGUAUAUUAUGAGCCUAGUUCGGUGUCAAGUGUUACAAGAUUUCAUUAGUGUGUAAAUUUUAGUAGUGUGGAAGGAUUGUUCCAGGAGUCAGUGAGAGAUUUUCAGUUGAUCUGUACUUUAGAAGUGAGCAUGAGAGUUUCAGGAAUGUGUAUGAGAGUUUGACCAGUGUGUGAGAGACUUUCAGUAAUUGGUGUGUCUGUGUUUCAGCUGUGUGGCUGAAAGCGUCUUAGUAGUGUGCAUGAGAGGUAAUCCUGAAGGAUGUCUCUCAUAAUAUGCGACAUCUUCAACCUCUCCCUUACUGUUUGUAGAGAAGAUUCCUCGCCGGCUGAGAACACCAACAUGAGCGCCACGGGCCACCUGACGGCGGGCAGCCUGUGCGCCAUCUGUGGGGACAGAGCCACGGGCAAGCACUACGGUGCGUCCAGCUGCGACGGCUGCAAAGGCUUCUUUCGACGCAGUGUCCGCAAAAACCACAUGUACUCGUGCAGGUUCAACAGACAAUGUAUCGUGGACAAAGACAAGAGAAAUCAAUGCAGAUACUGCAGACUGAAGAAAUGCUUCAGGGCUGGCAUGAAGAAAGAAGCUGUGCAGAACGAAAGAGACCGAAUCAGCACCAGAAGAUCCAGCUACGAAGACAGCAGUUUACCCUCCAUCAAUGCACUCAUCCAAGCAGACGUGCUGUCAAGACAGAUCAGCUCCCCCGCGCCCAUCCUGAACGGCGACAUCCGCACCAAAAAGAUUGCCACCAUCACGGAUGUUUGCGAGUCCAUGAAACAGCAGCUGCUGGUGCUGGUGGAGUGGGCCAAGUACAUCCCGGCCUUCUGUGACCUGCCCCUGGAUGACCAGGUGGCAUUGCUUCGAGCUCAUGCCGGAGAACAUUUGUUGCUCGGUGCUGCAAAGAGGUCCAUGCUCUACAAAGAUAUCCUCCUAUUAGGAAAUGAUCACAUCAUUCCCAGGAACUGUCCAGAGCUGGAGGUGGGCCGGGUUGCCGUGAGGAUCCUGGAUGAGCUGGUGCUUCCCUUCCAGGAGCUUCAAAUAGAUGAUAACGAAUAUGCCUGCUUAAAGGCCAUUGUUUUCUUUGAUCCAGAUGCAAAAGGUCUGAGUGACCCUGGAAAGAUCAAACGGAUGCGAUACCAAGUCCAGGUCAGCUUGGAGGACUACAUCAACGACCGGCAAUAUGACUCCCGCGGACGUUUCGGGGAGCUGCUACUCUUGCUGCCGACCCUGCAGAGCAUCACCUGGCAGAUGAUUGAACAAAUCCAGUUCGUCAAACUGUUUGGCAUGGCCAAGAUUGACAAUCUUCUCCAGGAAAUGCUUCUCGGAGGCUCUGCCAAUGAAGCGCCUCAUGCACCUCAUUCUCUUCAUCCACACUUGGUUCAAGAGCACCUCAGCAGCAACGUCAUCGUGGCCAGCAACAUGCCAACGCCCAUCCAUAAUGGACAAAUUUCCACUCCGGACACCCCGAUACCGUCUCCGCCGACAGCGUCCAGCUCAGAACAUUACAAAAUAGCUCAAGGAGUCAUAGCCACUGUCCCCAAGCAGCCAACCUCCAUCCCUCAGCCGACCAUUACCAAGCAAGAGGCCAUCUAAUGACCCUUAUUUGAAUGGUUGGGUCUUUUUUUUCUUCUACUUUUCCAAAUAAACAGCUUUGAAGCUGUCCAGUUAACAGAAACAUAAAGUAGCGAAAUGCCUUGAAAAUAAUGAUUCUAUUUUGAGUCUACAACUUAAACGACGGUUUAAUACCAGAAAAAAAAGAAUACAGUUGUUGGGUAUGGUUGGCAUUUCAAACUUUGUUUAGUUGUGUAAAUACUUUCUCAAUGACCAAUGUGGCUUUCUUUUUGCAUGUCCUCAGUGUGUGGCGGAAAAGCUCAUGGUCGACAUGGCAAUGGGACCAUGUCAGUAUUUUAUGAAUGUUACAGGGCUUUGCAUUCUGUUUUGUGUUUUUAUAUUUCAAGUUCUCCUGUGAUUUAAAAAACAUCUAUGUCACAAAGGCAUUUCAUCCAACCUCAAGAAAAAAAUUACGAGAUUGCUUAUCCCACUGGCCAGACUAAAACAUGUGUUUGAUUUACUGCAAUGAAAUGGUGUGUUCAAAACUACUUAUUGAUAAGUAGCCACACUGAUUAGGUUUUCCGGUUUUAUUAUAAAUGUGUAUAUUUUGUGUCAAACCCGACCCGCUCAUGUAAUGUUUGAAACGAUAAUAAAGCCAAGUGUGCAUUGUAACCUGUACUGCCUUAAAAGCAAGCAAAUGUUUGCCAUACAAUGUGAAGAUGAACGAAUAAAUCAAGGUCUAUUUUUACAUUGCA
Molecule: messenger RNA, 2568 nt
Organism: Hippocampus comes (tiger tail seahorse)
Lineage: Eukaryota; Metazoa; Chordata; Actinopteri; Syngnathiformes; Syngnathidae
Gene: hnf4a
Product: hepatocyte nuclear factor 4, alpha
Exons: 10
Coding region: 524-1855 (443 amino acids)
Biological process (GO): regulation of DNA-templated transcription
Molecular function (GO): RNA polymerase II cis-regulatory region sequence-specific DNA binding; zinc ion binding; DNA-binding transcription factor activity
Source: RefSeq, a predicted model, not a curated record